Molecule: messenger RNA, 1617 nt
Organism: Scomber japonicus (chub mackerel)
Lineage: Eukaryota; Metazoa; Chordata; Actinopteri; Scombriformes; Scombridae
Exons: 4
Coding region: 1-1617 (538 amino acids)
Source: RefSeq, a predicted model, not a curated record
AUGGGCACAGUCCUGCAAGAGCGGGUGCCACAACAAUGUCUGGAGAGGCUCUCCAUCGCGGAGAGGGAAUGGAAGAAGAAGGUGCUCUGGAGCAACAGCAGGCCUAAUGUGGCCAGCAAUAAAAUGGGCAGACGGCAGUCACAGAGGAAGUCACUGCAGCCACAGCACACGCGCACAAGUCAGGAGAAUAAUCAUGACAAAAAGCUGCAGCAAAGAAGAAAGCACAAACCUAACACUCCAUCAACCAAGUGCAAUAUGUCACAACACAGUGCUCAGGGAACCUCAGCGUCAAAGUCCCGUCCCUCGUGUCCUCCUGCAGAGGACGGGAUGGAACCGAAGGUCCAGCAGGCUGCUCAGCGCCGCGGCCACAGAGAACAGAAACACAGAGGGAGCCGACACACAGCUGCCUUUCCCUGCCGCCGCCUGUGUGACUCCAGUCCUGAUCUACUGGAGAGACAAUCGUCGAACCCAGAGGUAGAACGUCUGAGCGUUCAUGGAGAAGAAGGCGACAGUGACACCGACCUGUCUGAUUCAGAGAGACUUCCUGUGUCACACUCUCGUCAGGUUCCUCCACAGCUGGAGCUACGGCCAGAGGUCAUCGAAGCUGAAGACCGUUCCUCUCACAGCAGCUGCAGACCCAGAGGACACGGUCGAGGUACGUUUGAAUUCCCAGACUUCCUCCCUCCACCUUUUAAUUCCUGGAGCCUUAGUCAGCUCGCUGUUUUCUACAACAUGGAGGGCCGCGGGGCUCCUCGACCCAGGCCUGUAGGCCCUUUGGAGAGGUACUUGGAGAGACUCCUGCAGCUGGAGUGGCGCCAGAUCCAGAGCGUCCAAGAAGAGGGUGGGAGGUCAACUGUCUCAGAGGUGACAUCCAGUUGCCACAGGCCUGCCGCCGCUGCCACGUCACGCCUCAGCUCUCCAAAGUGUAUCCUCCAGUGUCAGCGUGCCUUCCCCCUCACACUCCUCUCCUCCAUGGCCAGUCAUUCUGCCCUGCUCUCCGGCUGCGCCUGCACCCUCUGCCGAAUCCGCUACACCACCUGCAGCGCCUCCUGCUGCCGCUCCACCCACAGCCACACCCGUCAGUCGAGACUGAGCCCGACGCUGGAGCGCAGGGGUCCCAUUUCACUGCCUAAAAGGAGCUACAGCGAGAGCCGGGUACACUCGUCAGAAAGGGGCUCGGCAAACCGGGCCCUGAGGUUCAGCAGCCCCGUGAGGGCCAACAACCACAUGAGACGGAUGCAAGCUCUGGGCAACAUUCGCAAUCCUGUUCAAGGUGCUAACAAUAAGCCUCACUCUGCCAGGGACUCCAGCGUCGGGGCUGGGAGGGACCGGCUGGGAACACGGGGGGAGGUUUUGGACUACAGGACAGGAGGGUUUAGGAAAAGGAGUGGCUCAGAACAGAGAAAAAGUGUGGCAGAAAGACAAGAUGCAUCGGAGAGGAGACGGAGCGGCUCUGAGUGUAGAAGAGGAGGAGGUGAAAGGAGGAGAGCGGCUGAGAUUAAGGAACGGGAGAUUAAACCAGAUGCUGUGACGGCAAUAAUGGACAAUUUACCAGUAUCCAAAUAUUCUCCUGUAAACAGACCAAACAGGCUGAAACAGGUCGACUUUGAUACAUAA